Ceratotherium simum simum (southern white rhinoceros) is the source of this 2275-nucleotide messenger RNA. NCBI's taxonomy places the organism in Eukaryota, Metazoa, Chordata, Mammalia, Perissodactyla, Rhinocerotidae. The record is from RefSeq and is a predicted model, not a curated record.
GAGGGGGUGUGCCUCUUGUUGGGUGUGGUCACCAGCGAUAUCUUGCCUCCCUGAGGCUGAGGCCCUGCUCAGAGGUGCCACCUGGGCUGGGAGUGGCUGCCCUGGUGGGAGGGGACUCCUGGGGCCAGCCGGAGUGUGGUCGGGUUGGGGCCCCCAUGCCUCCCAGCGGAGAGAACCUGAAAUCUUUGUCUUUGUACCAACAAGGGUUUGGCCUGUCUCUUGGCUACAAAGAGCUGAAGACCUCAGGUUGUGGUUCCGCCCUCCGCCUUGUACCCAGUUACCAUCACCAGGGUUUUCACGCCUGUGUUCACAGCAUCUGCCUGUCAGCCAAAACCUCCCAGAUCCUGGCAGUCAGCCCCGCACCCACCCCCAUGUCCCUGUCCCCCCACAUCACUGUGACUGGACCUCAUUGGACUGCCCUGCCGGGCCCCAGAGUCCUCGAGGUCAACGUUCUCCGUUUUGAAAUCACUGCAGCUUCCAAGCAGUUUAAUAACGAGGUCCUGAAGGCCCACAACGAGUACCGGCAGCAGCAUGGUGUCCCCCCGCUGAAGCUCUGCAAGAAGCUCAACCAGGAGGCUCAGCAGUAUUCAGAGGCUCUAGCCAGCACGAGGAUCCUCAAGCACAGCCCGGAGUCCAGUCGUGGCCAAUGCGGAGAGAACCUGGCGUGGGCAUCCUACGAUCAGACAGGAAAGGAGGUGGCCGACAGAUGGUACAGUGAAAUCAAGAACUACAACUUUCAGCAGCCUGGCUUCACCUCCGGGACUGGACACUUCACAGCCAUGGUAUGGAAGAAUACAAAGAAGAUGGGCGUGGGGAAGGCAUCUGCAAGUGAUGGAUCCUCCUUCGUGGUUGCCAGAUACUUCCCAGCGGGGAAUGUUGUUAACCAGGGCUUCUUCGAAGAAAAUGUCCUGCCUCCAAAGAAGUAAUUUGUCAAAUGUAAUGGGAAGGUGGCAGACUUAAGAACAUAGAUAUGAAGUGCCUAGAACAACAAAAAGCCAGCUGCGUGCCUGUCCCUGUGAGUGUAUGUGCUUGUGUGUGUGAUGCAUGUGAGUGUCUCUUGCACACACACUUGGAUAUACAGCUCUGCAUGAACUCAUUCUUGUCAAAAGAAUGAGCAUGUGAAGGCUUUACCCUGAUGGUUACCUAGACCACAGUUAUUUGGACUUUGGGGGUGGGGAAUCAAUUUUUAAACUUUUUUUGUUAUUUUUUAAGCAAACUUCUUUUGUAUCUUUGUUACUUAUAAUAUCCAUCCUUGGACUUUUUGUAUUCCACAUGUUUGUGAUGCUAAGAAGUGAAGUUCAUUUUAUGUGAUCUUCAUGCAUUGUAAUCUACUUUUGGUAGAUAUUUAAGAAAAUUAAACCCUCAUUUAAAUGUGACACAAAAUACAGUUUUAAACACAUAAAUAUACAGCAGCUUCCAUUGGAAAGGUGGGGCAGGCAGAGGCUCUGUUUCACAGAUUGGGAUUUCUCAGUCGUGAGACCUGAUGUCAUCCACAUGCCUCCUGGAAUCCUCUAAGGGGAUCGCCAAAGAACAGAUGGAGAAACAAACUUUACUUCCUUGCAUUUUUCUACCUUUAAAUAGCAAAGUACCACCCCUACCCCUUGCCCCCCUCCUUUUUUCUUAAACUCCUCUUGGCGUUUCAGAGCUCAGUAUGCCUCCUGGUUUCUGGGGAGCUGGGCCAGGCCUGAAGCUCGCCCCUCCCCCACCUCUGCUAGGUGGCCCAGGGCCUGUUCUGGGAAGGAGCCCCUCACACGCCUGGGCUCUUGGCCAACUGGCCUUGGAUGGAUGAAGUCAGUGAGCGUGGGGGUGAGGUUGAGCUCACUCCGGGACCCAGAGGAAGCCCUCCAGCCUCUGCCCUCCCCCCGCACACAGGGCGGGAGCCCAGGCCUGGUUCUGGCAGCUGUGGCCUCAGCUGCUUCCCCCAGAGUGUGUGACAGGCCCAAAUGUUCCAGAGAGAUAGCCCAUGUGGGGGCUUAGAGUCACUAGUUUGGUUCUGUGUUUUGCCUCAAACUACACAGAGUUCCCCUGAAUAACAGUAUCACAUGGUCCAUGUGGAAGGGACCGACCCGGAUACCAAGCUGAGUGUCCCUGAAACCAUGGUAUGUCCAGGAGGUAAGAUAGCAGGAGCGAGAGUUGGGGGUUGCCGGCUUACAGACAGGAAUCUCAGCAGACCAGUCUCUGAAACAUGCUUCCUGAAGGUCUGUGUUGCCCUGUGAACACAGUUGCAUGCUGUGCCCUUCAUUUCACCAGGGAUAGUGACUAAGGUAAUCCAUAA